ACAAGGCUGCGGGCGGGGUACAGGGCGGCGCCGGGGUGAAGUCGGGCUGGCGUCGGGGUGGAGCAGGGCCGCGGUGCAGGAUCGGGGCGAGGUCGGGGUCGGGCCGCGGGGCGCUGGGCGAGUGGAUGGCGGCCUGUAAGUGCGUGGCUGCCGGCGCCGAGCUCGACGAUUCGGACGACGGCUGGUACCUGGGCUGUGACGGCAUGGAGGACAUGGACAUAACGCCAGUAAAAGCAUAUGAAAUAAAAAACAUCCCACAAGAUAAAUCAUCUGUGUUUGAAAUAUCAAAAAAUGAUGAAGAGGCAAGCACAUUGAAAGAAGCUUUAUCAUCACAAAAUUCACGUUUGGUUGAACAAAUUCUGAACUCGGGUGUUGAUGUGGAGACACGUUUUUGCUUUGGAUGGACUCCUUUGAUGUAUGCUGCAAACAUUGCUAACCUUGAAAUAUGUCGUCUUCUUCUUGAUCGAGGUGCUAAUGCAAGUUUUGUAAAAGAUCAGUACACGGUGUUGAUGGCUGCCUGUGCUAGCCGUGAGUCGGAUAAAAAAGUGGUGAAGUGUGUAGAGUUGCUAUUGUCUCGAAAUGCAAAUCCAAGCACAACCAGCAGUGGUCAGAUGACGCCACUAAUGUUUGCGGCCAAAGAAGGACACACGCAAACUGUUGCACUGCUGGUGGCUCAUGGAGUGGAAAUAAAUAUCCAGGAUGACAAAGGCUACACAGCACUGACAUGGGCAUCAGUUCAAGGUCACAAAAGUACAGCAUUGCAAUUAAUUGACUUAGGAGCUGAUAAAUCACUGAAGACCAAUUACGGAGAAACAGCCGCUGAUGUUGCUGAGAAAAAGCAACACUCACAGUUAGCACAGUUACUCAAAGUGACUUCAAUUUCGCCAUUAGCAGAAGCACCCCAGAACCUGCCUAAAGAUGAGAUAAGUUUCAAAUACUCUGUGAAUAAUUCUAAUACAGGAAAAAACAACUGUAUAAGUUCGAUUUCAACGUUUGGUGAAGUAGAACUAUUUCUGUACGGGCUUGAAUUGGAACAUCUUCGGCAAUUACUUAAGGAGAAUGAUAUAUCUUUUAGAGGACUUCUGACAAUGGGGAAAGAAGAGCUUGAAAAGAUUGGAAUCAUUGAUCCGAAUGACCAACAGAAGAUUUUGGAUGCAGUCUGUGAAAUGCAACCAGAGGACAUACAAGUUGCCCAAUUGCCAACUCUGAACAGUUUUGAUCGCAGUGAAGAACUUACAGUCUUUUUCAUAAAACUCAAGAAGCACUGCAAUCACCUGAUGGCAACGAUUCAGAAUGUGACAAACCAACUAGCAAGCAACUCAGAACUGAAAGUGCUGGAUUUGGAUGCUGACAAAAAAUCAGCUUUGAUCUGUGAAGACUUGGUUGCGUGUAUUCAAGAUCUGAAUAAAGAAGUGGAGAGUUUGAGGAAUCUUCUGCUCAAGUUGCAGAAUAACCAAGAGAGAGCUCCCAAUCACAUGCCACCAAUCCAGAAUUGUUCUCGUCGAUUCUUAAAGAAGGUAGCACUUGGUCUGUUUGGAACUGGAUUUGUUUUUCUGCUCAUGAAACUACAUAACAUGAGAAAAUAGCGUGUGUGUGUUUUUUUUAAGUACCUUGCUGCCAAAAAGAGAGCAAUACUUGUAAUUUUCUACUGCAUUGUCUUUGUUUAGUGCAGUGACCCAGGUUCAAGAAAGUAUCUUAGCAAUUGUUACUGUAAAUGUGGCCAAAUCAGUCCUGAAUAAAAUAUAUUGCUUUGUUAGUU
Molecule: messenger RNA, 1759 nt
Organism: Amblyraja radiata (thorny skate)
Lineage: Eukaryota; Metazoa; Chordata; Chondrichthyes; Rajiformes; Rajidae
Gene: asz1
Product: ankyrin repeat, SAM and basic leucine zipper domain containing 1
Exons: 13
Coding region: 126-1586 (486 amino acids)
Cellular component (GO): pi-body
Molecular function (GO): protein binding
Source: RefSeq, a predicted model, not a curated record